Mobula hypostoma (lesser devil ray) is the source of this 674-nucleotide messenger RNA. It is a transcript of the gene rps10, whose product is annotated as ribosomal protein S10. Gene Ontology annotation, molecular function: structural constituent of ribosome; RNA binding. Lineage: Eukaryota; Metazoa; Chordata; Chondrichthyes; Myliobatiformes; Myliobatidae. Gene Ontology annotation, cellular component: cytosolic small ribosomal subunit. The coding region runs from base 145 to 630 and encodes 161 amino acids. The record is from RefSeq and is a predicted model, not a curated record. The transcript is spliced from 6 exons.
UGAUUGAUUUUUGACGUUCAUCACUGGCAGUGGAGAGCAUUGGGCCUCAGGCUGGAUCCUUUCUCGGUGAAAGUUACAGCAGGAACAUAAUUCUCUAGGACGAAUUGUACUUGUAAAAUAUCCCUUCAACGUUAACCCGUUACCAUGUUGAUGCCCAAGAAAAAUCGUAUUGCUAUCUAUGAACUCCUGUUCAAAGAGGGUGUAAUGGUAGCAAAAAAAGAUGUGCACAUGCCAAAGCAUCCUGAGUUGGCGGACAAAAAUGUCCCUAAUCUGCACGUAAUGAAGGCCAUGCAGUCUUUGAAAUCGCGUGGUUAUGUAAAGGAGCAGUUUGCUUGGCGACACUUCUACUGGUACUUGACAAAUGAAGGCAUCCAGUACCUACGUGAUUACCUUCACCUUCCCCCAGAAAUUGUUCCUGCUACAUUACGGCGCCAGACCCGUCCUGAGACUGCAAGGCCGAGGCCUAAAGGUCCAACUGAGGAUCGCCCUCGCCUUCGUGAAUCUGACAGAGACAAUUACAGACGGGCUGCUCCACUUGGAUCAGACAAGAAGGCUGAAGCUGGUGCUGGUGCAGCCACAGAAUUCCAAUUUAGAGGUGGAUUUGGCCGUGGACGUGGACAGCCUCAGUAAAUGUGCACAACCUGUUCUGUAAAAUAAAAGUCAGUUGAAAUGUA